Molecule: messenger RNA, 1776 nt
Organism: Suillus subalutaceus
Lineage: Eukaryota; Fungi; Basidiomycota; Agaricomycetes; Boletales; Suillaceae
Exons: 3
Coding region: 1-1776 (591 amino acids)
Biological process (GO): 'de novo' IMP biosynthetic process
Molecular function (GO): ATP binding; phosphoribosylaminoimidazole carboxylase activity; metal ion binding
Source: RefSeq, a predicted model, not a curated record
AUGACAUCUGCCAGACUAUGUCUCGACCUUUUUAUCGUUUCUUCUAAUUUGCUUGUUCCAGGUGGAGGUCAGCUCGGGCGAAUGCUGGCCGCUUCGGCGGCUCUGCUCAACGUCAAUAUAGUAUUCCUCGACGUCGGAGAAAAUAGCCCAGCGAAGCAAAUCGUCUCCCCGCGAUCUCCCUCUCUCACUCACAUCGAUGGAUCUUUCGUAGACCCAGAAAAAAUCAAGGCGCUGGCCAGCAAGGUCGACAUCCUAACUGUUGAGAUCGAGCAUGUCGAUACGAGCGUACUUGAAGAGAUCCAGUCAGCCCUCGGAGCUGUUAUCCAUCCCAGUCCGUCUACGGUGAAGACUAUUCAAGACAAAUUCAUACAGAAACAGCACCUCCAGAGUCACCAAUGUCCCGUGUCAGAGUUUCUCUGUAUCGAAUCCAAUGUAACAUCAAUACACCAAACCGCGGAAAAACUUGGUUUGCCGUUUAUGCUCAAAAGUCGCACUUUGGCGUAUGACGGACGGGGUAAUUUUGUUGUUCGCGAUAUUGCUCAAGUUGAAGAGGCCAUUUCCGCCCUCGGGAAUCGUCCCUUGUAUGCCGAGAAGUGGGUGCCAUUCGUGAAGGAAAUCGCUGUCAUGGUAGUACGCUCCACAACAGGGGAGGUUCGCUCAUAUCCUGCUGUGGAGACCGUUCAUAAAGACAACAUUUGCCACUUGGUUUUUGCCCCCCUGCGGAGUCGCGAUCCACAUGUCGCUAUUCGCGCACAGACCGUAGCCGAAGCCGCAGUUAAAACCUUCCAGGGCGCUGGUGUCUUUGGAGUCGAAAUGUUCCUCAUGGAAGACGGCUCUAUCUAUAUCAACGAAAUUGCCCCUCGGCCACAUAAUUCUGGACAUUAUACCAUAGAAGCUUGCGAAACCUCCCAGUACGAAAAUCAUCUGCGCGCCAUACUCUCACUCCCGCUUGGUUCCACGUCACUGAAGGUGUCUUCAGCUGCGAUGCUGAAUAUCGUUGGCGCUUCAUCCAACAUGGCAGAAGUCACUAAUUUCGCAUCUGAGUGUAUCAAGACAGACGGCUGUGUAGUCCAUCUGUAUGGCAAAUCGGAGUGUCGCAAAGGACGCAAAAUGGGACACGUCACCAUCGUGGGCAAGUCAGAUUCAGAGGUCCGCUCUCGCCUGCGACCACUGUUAACGGCAUUGCCAUCAGGGAGUACCGAAGAAGAGCUCGCUCUAUACGCCCCAGAGACCCCCGCACAAGGCAGCGGCUUUUCCCACAAACACCCGCUCGUUGGUGUGAUCAUGGGCUCCGAUUCCGACCUUCCCGUAAUGUUGCCAGCUGCUCGUAUUCUGGAUCGGUUCAAGAUUCCCUAUGAACUCACCAUUGUCUCUGCACAUCGCACACCAGAUCGCCUUGUCGAAUACGCAAGGUCAGCGAGCUCAAGGGGUUUGAGGACGAUCAUUGCUGGAGCAGGUGGUGCAGCACAUCUUCCUGGCAUGGUUGCUGCUAUGACCGCGCUUCCUGUCAUUGGGGUUCCUGUAAAAGGUAGCUCGCUCGAUGGUGUUGAUUCGUUGCAUAGUAUCGUGCAAAUGCCGCGAGGUAUACCUGUGGCGACAGUUGCAAUUAACGGCGGUAUGAAUGCUGGAUUGCUAGCUGUGCGGAUUCUCGGGGCUGGUAUGCCUCAUCUGUUUGCAGAUAUUGAUGCGUACCUGAGAGGAUUAGAGGGCGAGGUUAUAGCAAAGGUUGAGAAACUGGAAGAAGUUGGCUGGGAGAAGUACGAGGUGAAGCGAUGA